Messenger RNA from Macrobrachium nipponense, 5720 nucleotides. Its product is annotated as proline-rich protein 36-like. Lineage: Eukaryota; Metazoa; Arthropoda; Malacostraca; Decapoda; Palaemonidae. Gene Ontology annotation, biological process: negative regulation of transcription by RNA polymerase II. Gene Ontology annotation, molecular function: promoter-specific chromatin binding. The record is from RefSeq and is a predicted model, not a curated record. Gene Ontology annotation, cellular component: PRC1 complex.
AACGCGGGAGUUCAUGACGUCACUUCUAGUCAGUGUGUUUGUGACUCUUGUGACGUUAACACCCUGUCGGAUUACGCUCUCACUCUACCUUGACUAUACAAUUUUGUCAGGUGUUUCAAGUACAUGGGCGACCUUCAAGAAGCACAUCGGGGUCGUGUUUCUUCGGGGAGUGUGUGGUUAGGCCACCUUGGCCACCACUAGGAAUUAGGAAAGCUGACUUUCGUCUGUCCAGAUAAUCUUAGUGUGGUGUGACAUCCAAGAUGGGUCCUUUAAGAAGGGUCAAGCUGACGGAACUGAACGCUCACCUGGUGUGCGUUCUGUGCUCUGGUUACUUCGUGGAUGCCACGACAAUAAUUGAGUGUCUCCAUACUUUCUGUAAGACCUGCAUCGUCAGGUACCUUCAGACGUCGUCGUUCUGCCCAAUUUGUGAUGUGCAGGUACACAAGACAAAGCCACUUUUGUCCUUGAGAGAGGAUAGAACACUUCAAGAUGUAGUGUUCAAGCUGGUGCCAGACUUGUUUCAUUCAGAGAUGAACCGGCGCUUACGAUUCUACAAAGAACAUCCAGAAGCAGGUGGAGAUAAGACUGAGCAGUCUCUGCGAGAGAGGCGUCACUUCUUCCACGUUGACGAUCAGAUCUCCCUUUCGCUCGAGUACCUCCCUUCUGCCCCGACAAAUACGUCUUAUUCUCAUCUUCACGGACUGAAACCGCUGAAGAUCAGUAAUGGUCAGCAAGAGAAGGCAAAGGUUUCAGAGGAUGACAAAGAGGGAUCAGGAGUGAAGAAAGAUGAAGGGAAGAAGGAAGAGGAGAAAGAAGAGGAGAAAAUGCCAGCGAAGGUAAUUCACAAGCGCUACCUGAAGUGUCCAGCUGCUGUGCAAAUAUCGCAUCUAGAAAAGUUCAUUAGACUAAAGUAUAGUCUGACUCCACAAACACACAAGGUUGACAUCAUGCAUGGUGGCGAUUGCUUAGUAGGUGAGCUGACACUUCUGGAUGUGGUAUAUAUGUACAAGUGGACGGAAGACGCUCCCCUUCGAUUAAUGUAUACCGUCUCGACUGUCCCUCAGACACGGAAGAGGGCGAGGCCAAAUGGUUUGUGCACUAAUGCGGCCACAGACCCAGAAGCUCCACCUCCAAAAAUCCAAAAGACUUCGCAGCCAUCUCUGUUACAAGAGCAACCUGCACAUCAGCUUGCUCAUUCUCAGGUUCAUCCAGUCCCUGGAAGAGAUCAAGAUACAGUGGAAUCGAGCAAGAUAGGAGUACCUGAGGAAGCCGAUUGCUCAGUAGAUGAAAAGACUGUUGCUUCUGAAACCAAUCAGAUAAGUGUUGCAAUUGCUAUCACAACUACUACCAGUACACCAUGUACUUCAAGUAUUGGCAUAGUUUCUUCUCAUAUGGCCAUAAAUAUCCCUAGUCUACCGAGCACUAUACUUAACAGCGGUAUUGCUCGGUUACCAACCCCUCUUCCAAGUAUUCGCCGACCGGCAUAUACAAAAACAACACCAGCUAAUGCAACCCCACGUUUGGCUGUUCCAACAAAAGCUUACACAUCCACAGAAAACAUAUCAACAGUUGCUGCUGUUGAGGCAGUUGCUGUUACUGUCCAGAUGACAACCCCAGUUGUUACUCUCACAUCCAAUGUUGGAGUUACUUUUACAAGCAAUACUACUACCACCAAUACAGUUAGCACUAAGUUUGUUCCUGUUGCUCCUCUUCCCGUAACAGGUGUAUCAAAACCCACAAUAAACGGUCUUGCUGAUUCUACCAUCAGCCAGCCAAUAAUGCAGCCAAUAAUUCCUACUAAACCUCGCUUAGGACGUCCUCCAAAUGCAUCAAGAAUUGCAGCGAUGAAGACUGGUGGUCCAAGGACUGGGGAUAUCAGAGCUAUCAGACCAGUUGCGCCAAGUAAAGUUGUAAACAAGGCCCAAGGGGCAGUAAACAGAACAACCCCAGUUGUGACAGCCAGUUUGAAUGUUCAGAAUAGAUUAAGUAAUAUCAGUGGUUCAAAAGUUGGAAAUCCUAAAGUAGCAAUAAAGAGAUUAAAUGAUGUGCCAAAGGUUGUUGAAACAAGUGAAAACCCAAGUAAGAAAUUGGCAGUAUCUACAAGUAAUAUGAGUGCUGUGAACUUACAGACACCAAGUUCAAGUAUUUCAAUGCCUCAGCAAUCUACCAGUGUUACAGUAAUGUCACAACCAAAUCCAGCAACUACUGUUACUACAAAUACAAUUCAGGUUUCUAAUGCUCCAACCAUUAAGCAAUCUCAGCCAUUAAGCACAGAAGCUAAAACAGUUACGGAGGGAAGUCAAAAACUUGGAUUACCCAAUACUCAACAGUCUGGUCCUCCAGUUUCUCAAUCUUCUGUUGUUUCCAAGGCUCAGAAGUCACCAACAGUUCAAAAUCCACGUCUUCAAGGAAAUCAGGUUUCAAAACCUCAACAAACCCCAGUUAUGUCUGCUGUUCAGCCUACUUCAAAAAAUACCUCACCAGCUGUGGGGUCUCGUUCUGAGAACAGUACAGGGGGUGGUAGUAACAACAAAGUAUCUGGAAAUAUGGUGAAAAGUCCAGUUCCCAGCCAGUCAACUGUGAGGGCUUCUUUGUCAAAUCAAGGAACAGUCUCUUCGCCAUCAGUAUCAGUCUCACUUUCACAACUCUCUCAGCUGAGCACAUCUACUUCAAUUAGUACUACACCACUUUCAUCACAGCCCAAGAUGAACCAAGGAUCUCGAAUACUAGCAACUCCAUCACCUGUAAGAGCACCAAAUCCUACAUCUGUGACACUAAAAACUCCUGCAACCACAGCAUCUCAACGAAGUCCAGCUACAACACCCAAUAGAAUGCCUUUUGGACAAGCCCAACGGUCACAGACAAGUCCAUCUCCUAACAGUGCCACUUCUAGCCCCGCACUUCACAGGGCUCUUUCAAAUAAUUCAUGCCGGCCACCUCCUCCUGCACCUCACAGGGUACCAGCUAGCCCAGCACCACACCGAGCGCCUCAGAGUCCAGCACCUCAAAGGCCAUCCUCAAGCCCAGCUCCACACCGAGCUCCACCAAGCCCAGCUCCACACCGAGCCCCACCAAGUCCAGCUCCACACCGAGCCCCACCAAGCCCAGCUCCACACCGAGCCCCACCUAGCCCAGCUCCACACCGAGCACCACCAAGCCCAGCUCCACACCGAGCACCACCAAGCCCAGCUCCACAUCGGGCUCCACCAAGCCCAGCUCCACAUCGGGCUCCACCAAGCCCAGCUCCACAUCGGGCUCCACCAAGCCCAGCUCCACAUCGGGCUCCACCAAGCCCAGCUCCACAUCGGGCUCCACCAAGCCCAGCUCCUCACAGAGCUGCUCAAAGUCCAGCUCCUCAUAGGGCACCUCCUAGCCCUGCUUCUCAAGCACCGCCAAGCCCAGCUUCUCAAACACCACCAAGUCCAGCUGCUCAAGCACCACCAAGCCCUUCAUUCCAGCCACCUCUAAGUCCGGCAACAUCACAAGCACCUGCUAGUCCAGCUCCUACUCAGAGUUCUACACCCCAGUCUGGGCAAUCCAAAUCUAGUCUUGUAUAUUCUAAAGCCAAUAGCCAAGGAAAUUUACAAAUCACUUCCAAGCAGUCAGCUGUUCCAACUACAGCAGAAGGAAAGAUGGUUUCUGUAUCAAGCACAACUUCUAAGGAAAUGCCAUCCAUGAACACCAAUGGCUCCAUAGCAGCUGGAAGUAAUACUGGAGCCAAAGUUGUUAGUUGUGGUAAGCCUGGCGUAGUAAACAAAGCAGUCAAUACAAAUGCAGUUAAUAGUUGUGAAACUAAAUUGACAAACAGUUCUGAUGCCAAAGUUGCUAGUAGUGAUGCCAAAGUAACAAUGAAAUUAUCUCCAAAUGGUAAAGCAACUCCAAAGUCUCCAGGACGCAAGAAAGGAAAUGGCGGUAGUUCAACUAUAUUAAGCAUUGCGCAGAAUUUGGCAAAUCGUCAGCUUCACCAGCAAAGAACAGUAAAUACUACAUCUCUUACAAAUACUGUUACUACCAAUACAAAUUCAACACCCCAGGUUAGUGUUCAGCAGCCAUAUCCAUCAACACAAAAUGCUAUUGUGUAUCCAAGUGGUGGACUAGUUGCACCGGCAUUAGCUGCUGCAUACAUGGCAACUGCUUACGGUGGAGAUGUAGCCAUGAGAAAUCUCAUAACACUGAGUCAGACUGCAGCAUGUUUGCGUGAAUUUAACUUGGCUAUGGUUCAGGCUGCAGAAACUCAAGCCAAGACCAAUGAUCCAGCCCCCAUUGAUCUUUCACCAACUUCAAAAGCUGCCCCACAGACUCCGCUAACCAAUGGCCGUAGCAACACUAUUUCUACCACUUCACCACUAUCAGGGAGCAGUAGCAAGUUGACGAAGUCUGCACCAACAAAAGUCACCACCAUUGAUGAUAAUAGUGCUCCAACAAUAUCUCCUCCAACACCUGAAGUUACCAUUACCAAACUACCAAAUACACCAGCUACUUCAGUGUCAAAUAAUCCCACUGUCCCAUCAUCAGGUAAAAAUGUGCCUGGUUUGGUGAAGAUUGCAUCUUCUAGUACCAACACAGUAUCUAUUACAAAACGCCCUAUAUCUGCAAACCGUAUUGCCGUGGCCAAGUCGCAAGCAAAUGCAUCAGUUCGCCAAAUUCCAAAUCCAUCUCUCUUGAGGCACCAGUCUGAGGUGCGAAAUAACAAUAACGUGAGCAAGACGACUGUAACAACUGCCACGACUACCAGUACUAAGGGCAACACUGUUACUAUGAAGCCUCAAAAUUCCCCAAAGCUGAACAACAGUGGUCGCUCGGUGGGAAACUCACCCCUGAAGGACACUGGCCCUUUGCCCGAAACAUCCUCCAUUCUGAAGAUUGAGAAUCUGACACGGUCUCUUGCCCCAGCAGCUGCUGCUGCUGCCACGGCUGCUUCCCCAUCGUUCCGUUUCUUUGACAACAGAUAGGGAAGGGCCGUUAUAGAGGUGGUGGUGCUGGAGGAAGAAGAGUGAUAAAAAGUGAUAUAAUAAGUUUUUGUCAAACCUUUGGCAGUUAAAAUAAAUCAUUAUAAUUUGGCCCGUAACUGUUUCAAGUGAUUCUUGCUAUUUUCUGUCAAUACUUUUACCACGUCCAAGUGCCUUCAUGGUGAACUGCUGUGGUAACGAAAGAUUUUUUUGUGUGCGCGUGUGUGGGAAGCUGUCUCUUUUGAUACAAAGGCAUUUUUCUAUGUGAUGAAUUCUCGAAGACUGAGAGAAAGACGUACACUGAAAGACAGAUCAGACACGCUUACCCAUCGUUACAUAUCGCAUGACUGUGAAUGAACUGUGCAUAUCCAAGAGUGAUAAAUUAACGGUAUGCAGUCUCACAUAUCUAUGCAUAUAGGCAAAGCUUCCAUUUGUGACCUUACACGAAGAAUACACUAUGAACAUUUUUCUGAAGCGACUUGGCAGUAAUUGGUAAACCUACUUCGACUAUAUUUACUGUGAUAAUGUAUGAAUGUAGCGCUGUUUUUUGCGCUACUUCACUGUAAGUUCUGUUUAUGGCUAAUCGCCCUUCCUUUUUCCCCCACAAUAUUUUGUCUGAUGAGUGCACAAUUUUUUGUACUAUCUUACAAUGGUGUAGCGUUUCCAGAACUUGAGAUUGUAUAUACAGAAAAUAUAUUGUACAUAUUUGGGAUUGCAUAGACGAUUUUCAAUUAUGUAGAUUCUUUUAAAAAUAAAAACAAAUUAUCGGAA